AAAGACGCUGAUGCUGCAACAUGAAUCGUGGUUGGUUGGAGACUUGGAGUGUUGAUCUUCGCUUUGUUACAUACAUUUAGUGAUAAUUUUGGAGAGAGUGGGAAGAGUUGAGUAGAAGGAUGGCGACAUGCUUCCUCCCGUGUCCGUUACCGGUGAAUCUGAAAGGGAGCAACAAUGGCAUGAUCAUCCCAAGAUUCAGAAUCAGAUGCAGCCUCUCCGUCAAUAAGAAAACGGAGCCGGAACCGGUGUGCCAGUUGGUGAAAGCGUUUGCUCCGGCGACGGUGGCGAAUCUGGGUCCGGGGUUUGACUUCCUAGGGUGCGCGGUGGAUGGACUUGGGGACAUUGUAUCAGUGAGGGUGGACCCACAGGUACACCCCGGCGAGAUAUGCAUAUCGGAUAUUAGCGGCCAAAACCCUAACAAGCUCAGCAAAAACCCUCUCUGGAACUGCGCUGGAAUCGCCGCCAUCGAAGCGAUGAAAAUGCUUGGCAUUCGAUCCCGUGGUCUCUCGCUAUCCCUUGAGAAGGGUUUGCCUUUAGGAAGUGGGUUGGGAUCCAGUGCGGCAAGCGCAGCUGCAGCCGCUGUUGCAGUCAACGAGAUAUUUGGGAACAAGUUGAGCGUUGAGGAACUGGUCCUCGCUUCCUUAAAAUCCGAAGAGAAGGUUUCAGGGUAUCAUGCGGACAACGUGGCUCCCUCUAUCAUGGGGGGUUUUGUGCUCAUUCGUAGUUACGAGCCAUUGGAGUUGAUUCAGUUGAAGUUCCCCGCAGAGAAGGAAUUGUUUUUCGUGCUGGUGACUCCUGAUUUCGAAGCCCCAACGAAGAAAAUGCGAGCAGCACUACCUGGUGAGAUUGGUAUGCCGCAUCACGUGUGGAAUUGCAGCCAAGCUGGUGCACUGGUGGCAUCGGUGUUACAGGGUGACUUGGUUGGGUUGGGGAAGGCUCUGUCUUCCGAUAAGAUCGUUGAGCCACGGCGUGCUCCUUUGAUUCCUGGCAUGGAGGCUGUGAAGAGAGCUGCCAUUCAAGCUGGGGCUUUUGGGUGUACCAUCAGUGGUGCUGGCCCUACUGCUGUUGCUGUCACGGAUAAUGAACUCACUGGAAACAUCAUUGGCCAACAUAUGGUUCGCGCUUUUCUUGAGGAUGGUAAUUUGAAGGCUUCUGCAAAAGUCAGUCAGCUUGAUCGGGUUGGUGCUAGACGCAUUGAGAAUUGAACCUUCUGACUUGUAGAUUUCCGAAGUGGAUUUCCUUUCCCUGUGGCACUUUUGAGUACUGGCCUGUCACGUGUAUUUGAUCAAAGAAGCAGCAUUCUAGUGUUGAGGUCUGAAUAGAGAGACAUUAAAACCAAGCUUGGGAGCUGCAUAUGGGAGAUGAAAAUUUAAAUAGAUGAAUAAUUAUGAAAGACCUAGAUUAGGUCAGGGUUAUGGUGAACUCUAAGUAAUGUUUUAGGCAAUUUCUUUGCUUUUGUUUUUCAUCUUCCUACUUGAGAAAGCUCAAUAAGUAAGUCCUUUGUAGCCUUAUUUGAUUGUGUUAAUCUUGCUUUUGAUUAGUGUGUAAAAUGUUUUUCAUUAGUUGUUCUUUGAUGUUUCUAGUUAUCAUUUGAAUGCCAAUGUUUUUUCUUCUUUCUUGGUAAAACCCAAGAAAUUGUGCAGAGGCGUUCGUCGAGAGUUUUAGGAUAUGUAUGGUUGCUUACUAAACCAUUGUUUCAUCAUCG
Abrus precatorius (Indian licorice) is the source of this 1705-nucleotide messenger RNA. RefSeq names its product homoserine kinase-like. Gene Ontology annotation, molecular function: ATP binding; homoserine kinase activity. NCBI's taxonomy places the organism in Eukaryota, Viridiplantae, Streptophyta, Magnoliopsida, Fabales, Fabaceae. Gene Ontology annotation, biological process: L-threonine metabolic process. The coding region runs from base 120 to 1205 and encodes 361 amino acids. The record is from RefSeq and is a predicted model, not a curated record. The transcript is spliced from 2 exons.